AGUUUGUAGUUCUCAUUGUUUAAACGACGUAACUCAAUGCAAUAAAACUACUGGAAACUGCAUGCAAGGAUGUGAAGCCGGAUAUAUGGGUAACAACUGUUCAAAGGAAUGUACAGCUGGUCAAUUUGGUCGUGAUUGUAGCAGAACGUGCACCAGCAACUGUCUACAAGGUUUUGAUCAGUGUAGCACAAUUUCUGGAGAAUGUCAGAGUGGCUGCGUGUCUGGAUUUCAAGGACUUAACUGUUCGACUCCGUGUAAGACGGGACGAUUUGGUGUACAUUGUAGUUCGUACUGCAGUAUCCAUUGCUUCAAAGGAAUCGAACAAUGUGACAAAUCAUCAGGUGUAUGCAAUGAAGGUUGUGAAGCAGGGUAUAUGGGGAAAAAUUGUUCGACAGUUUGUCCUGAUGGUCAGUAUGGUCGAGAUUGUACCGGAACUUGUAGUGAUCACUGUAAGAACGGUAAAGCUGCGUGCAACAAAUCAAAAGGAUAUUGUAUCAACGGCUGUAAUCCUGGAUUCACCGGGCCUAAAUGUUUUCUAGACUGUCCAGAAGGCAAAUUUGGUUUAAACUGUAGCGGUAAAUGUCAUUGUCAAGGUGAAAAAGAUUGUCGCAAAUCAGACGGAAAUUGCAGUACCGGAUGUGCCUUUGGAUGGUCAGGAUUCAAUUGUAGCAAUGAUUUAAAUCUAAUAGAGCAUAUACGAGGAAAUGUUACUACAAGACAGUCUAGUAUAUUUUCUCCAUGGAACGAUUUCGACUCCAGUAAAGCAAUAGACGGGGUACAGAAUUAUUCAAUAGAUUCAUGUAAAUGUUGCAGUGUAACAAACGGAACCUCUCCUUCAUGGUGGCAAAUUGAUCUUGAACAGAAAUACUUAAUAGGUGGUUUGCAGAUAUUUGGCCGUGAAUCAGAUAAUAACGAACAGUUGGAAUAUGCAAUUGUUUACGCUGGCAAUUACUCAACGACAGUUAACCCAUCAUUUAAAAUGACAAAUGUUUACAUGGUUCCAAAAAUGACAUUCAAACGACACUUUACCAAGGAACUAGAAAAUCCAAUAAUUGCACGAUACAUUUUAGUACAGUUGUUACAGAAAGUGAUGACGUUGUGUGAAAUUAAUUUAUAUGAGAAAGAAUGUGAAAUCGGAUAUUUUGGAACUGCUUGUAUGCACGAAUGUCAUUGUAAAGACAGGCGUGCAUGUAACCAAGUAACAGGUAAAUGUCAGACACCGGGUUGUCUAGCAGGAUGGCAAGGAGAGGCGUGUGAAAAUGUUUGUGAUGUUCGAAAGUUUGGUAAUCGAUGCAAUAACACUUGCAACUGUAUAAAUGGUACCUUAUGCGAUAAUACAAAUGGAACAUGCUUUGUUGAGCAAUGUGACCCCGGAUGGCUUCUACCAAAUUGCAGCGAACCAUGCGAUCAUGGUCACUUCGGUGAAGGAUGUAACCAGAUGUGUCAUUGUAAAGACAAAACAGGUUGCGACCACAUUAGCGGAAACUGUGACAUAGGAUCGUGUGAUCCGGGCUGGUCAUUGCCAACAUGUAGCGAGGCAUGCAGUUAUCGAACGUUUGGUGAUAAUUGUUCGUCAACUUGUCACUGUUAUAAUAAUACAAGUUGUAGUUCUGCUGACGGUAUAUGUAAAGAAAAUAAAUGUGAGCCAGGUUGGAUAACGCGCAGCUGUGAUAAAGCAUCUUCGGAAAGCGCCCAGGAAAACGCCAAACAAUCAAAUGACUCAUCAGCGGCCGUAGCAGGGGGAGCAGCAGCGGCAGGCGUGGUGGUCAUUCUAUGUGUAGUUAUAGGACUCCUUUUGUUUAGAAGAAUGCGUUUAGCAAAGAAGAAUUCGACAAAAGAAACCAAAUUUUCGCAUCUUGAUAAGGCGCUUGAGGAGAAAACAAACGUCCAACGAAGAGCCCGCCAACAUGCACAUGUCAACAGAUCAUAUGAAGAGGAGCAACACACAAGUAUGCCUGCGACAGAUGCUAGUGAAUAUUACAGUUUUAGUGAACAGUUUAUGGGAAUAAGGAUUCACGAGUUAUGGGACUACAUACACACAAAAAUGGAAAACACUUGUGAACAGCUGAUAUCAGAGUUCAAGGCUUUACCACAAGGCCUUGUUCAUGCAUUUGCAUCUGCCGACCAUAUUUCCAACCGGGGCAAAAACCGGUACAAAGAAAUGUACGCUUAUGACCAUACCCGAGUCAUUCUGGAUCGUAAAAGUGACUCAAUUGAAGAUAAACCUACAGAUUAUAUCAAUGCCUGUUACAUAGACGGUUAUGAGAAAGUUAAAAAGUUUGUAGCGUCACAAGGUCCCACCAAGAAUAUGGUAGACGAUUUCUGGGAGAUGGUUUGGCAACUUAAAUCAGAUAAAAUAGUUAUGCUCACGAAUCUGAUUGAAAUGGGCACGACAAAGUGUUUGCAAUACUGGCCUAAAGAAGAGGAAGGGGAAACUGAGUGUACUUUUGGUGACAUAGUUAUAAAGCUACAAGAAACACAAAAGUUCCUUGACUACAACAUACGUGUGUUUUGGGUCGGAAAAAAUGGAAAAGCGUCACGUAGAAUUCGGCAAUUCCAUUUCAAGUCAUGGCCAGAUAAAGAUGUUCCAGAUAGCACUUGGUGCCUUGUCAAUUUUUGGAGAGUUGUUGAUACGAACAAUGUAUCAGAUGCAGGACCAAUAGUCGUACACUGCAGCGCCGGCGUUGGCAGGACGGGAACAUUUAUAGGUCUUGACAAUAUGGUGAAUCAAGCUCGACAGGAAGGUUGCAUGAGACCGUUACAGAUUGUACAGACGCUGAGAUCACAACGAGUUAAUAUGGUCCAGACAAAGGAGCAAUACAUUUAUCUACAUGAAGCAGUUGCAGACGCCAUGUAUUUUGGUACCCACUUUAUUUGGACAAAACAGUUUAGAGAUGUUCUGGAAUUUAUGAUACACAAAGACAAGGGUGACGCACGGACACGAUUACAGAUACAAUUUGAGCUCAUUGAAAAGAGUAUUGAGAACCCGGCCUCAGGCGUUGCAGAUAGUCCUGAAUAUUCAAAUGUUGAGACUCUAUUAUCAGAGAGCGAUGCAUACAAACCAAAGAUAAAGACAAGAGGGUCAAACUUUGUUGACCAGUUGGGUGCCAUGUUUAUUCCUAACUACAAGGGAAAGAGUACAUUUCUUGUGUCAAUGUCACCUGGUAAAGAUACAAUGGAAGAGUUUUGGUCUCUCGUUGACGACAACAAUAUCAAGACAGUUAUAAUGCUUACAGACCAGUCGUCAUCAUGCUAUCAGUCAAGCUGUGAACUAGGUUCAAGUUCAAAAGGCGGAGCCCGAUUUAGUGUCAACAAGAUAGAAGAGAAAAUAAGAAAGGGUUAUACACAGAGAUCAUUUACCUUCAAGGAAAGUGAAAGGGAGGAGGAUUAUCACUUAACAACAAUGAAGCAGUUUGAAUAUACAGCUUGGAAAGAGGGAGUACCGGCUCCAGAUGACACAACCUCUUUCCUGGACAUGACAGAAGCCGUGUUAAAAUGGCAGCCGCAUUUAACUGAGUCGCAGCCUGUACUCGUACAUUGCAGUGAUGGUUGUACGAGGUCUGGUAUAGUUUGUGUGCUUCUGAACGAGCUUCAAAGGAUGAAAUAUGAGGGAGGCCAUGUCAACAUUGUAGAGUGUGUUAAAAUGAUGAAGAAAAGACAAAGGCAUCUCAUAAACAACUAUGAACAAUACAAGUAUUGUAAUGAUCUAAUUCUGGAUCACAUCAAGCGAACAGAUGUUUACCAAAACCUUUGAAAUGCUGCAAAGAAAGUUGACUAUAUGAUAAUUCAUUUCUAACAUGUGUUGUGAUUUUUGUUAUAA
Messenger RNA from Ruditapes philippinarum (Manila clam), 3820 nucleotides. RefSeq names its product receptor-type tyrosine-protein phosphatase alpha-like. NCBI's taxonomy places the organism in Eukaryota, Metazoa, Mollusca, Bivalvia, Venerida, Veneridae. Gene Ontology annotation, biological process: protein dephosphorylation. The transcript has 29 exons. Gene Ontology annotation, molecular function: protein tyrosine phosphatase activity. The record is from RefSeq and is a predicted model, not a curated record. Bases 62 to 3754 code for a protein of 1230 amino acids.